CGAUGUGUUGAUGUGUUUUACUUCUCUUUUCUGGUUCAUUUUUAGCAUUUUGAAAGACCUGUUUGAAGUUAUUUUAUAUUUUAUCAGUAUUUAAUGUGAGGUUAAAGCAAUAUUUUAGUUUUUUACACUAAAUAAUUCAGCUAAGUUAUUUGUCCCAUAUCUGCACGUUUUUUCAGCAGGAGGAACAUACUUUGACGAUCAUGUGACGUGAUUGUUAUAUUUUUGCCAAGGUUUUAUGAUCAAAUGCUUUUGCUCCACAUGGAAUAAAUAAUGUGUAUUAAACGAGAGAAAUCCUUUUAAAGGUAAUUUCUACCAGUAGGUCAUCCUGGUGGUGUAAAUGUCUCCGUGUGUCACUUUAUUUGUUAUUAUUUUUAUUAUAUGAUGCUGUAGUUGUUGUCGAUUUUACAAAUAUACUCGCUUUUUUUUCUUCAGUCAUGUCUGAGGAACCGGCAGCAGUAAUCCGAUUACUCAGAAGUCAGAAACCAAAGCUGAUUGAGAUUCUCAGUGCCGAUGCAGAUUUUGUUCUGCAGCAUGCAGAUGCUCGCGCUCUGCUUUCCCCACACAGCUACCAGCAGGUGAAACACUGUCGCACUCCUGGUGAAAAGGUCACUGACCUCUUGGAUCACAUCAUCCAGAGAAGUCCUGAAUCUGCUCAGGGACUUUUAGACCUGCUGAAAGAACCCGACUUGCAAAAGACCUUCCCAAUGCUGUACUUUGUGAAGGACCUGGAUGUUCACACACACUCUCCAGAGAAAGACGUUACAUCAGUAAAGCGGAAAGAAGUAUUCAAAGAACUGGAGGUAAUUCCAGCCAAAAAGAUCUGCAGCAGCGGUUCCAGUUUAGUGACAGAGAAGCAGCUGAUGUCCGUUGCUCGUUCUAUCGGCAGAUCUUGGAGGGAAAUUGGCAGACGGGUUCUGAACAUCUCGUCUGUGAAGCUGGAGCAGAUUGAAGAGGACCAUUCUCUUCAUGUGGAGAGAGUUUUUGCCAUGCUGCGUUACUGGAGAAAACUCCAGAGGGACAAAGCCACUGCUGCUCACCUGCACUCUCUUCUGAGUCAGGGAGAUGAGGCUCUGCUUCCUGAAGACAUCGACUUUCUGAUCAACUCUGACUGACACCUUCAAUGUCUGAGAAUCAGACACUUUAACUGAAGAUCAAUGAGGUUCUUAUUAUUAUGAAUAACAGAAAUACAUUUUUAAAGGGUCUUUACAUGUCUGAUAAUGUCUGUUUUGGGAAAAAAAACAUUUCAGCCAAUGAGAUGUUCAACAAAAGCGAUGCAAUUGUGUUUAUUUUAUUUUAAUGUAAAUAAAUUUAAAGUGCAGGAUGUAAUCAUUCUCUUUAAGAUGUUUUAAUGUUUUGUACUUUUUUCAACAUUUAAUAAAUGUUAAUGAGAGAAAC
Molecule: messenger RNA, 1395 nt
Organism: Nothobranchius furzeri (turquoise killifish)
Lineage: Eukaryota; Metazoa; Chordata; Actinopteri; Cyprinodontiformes; Nothobranchiidae
Source: RefSeq, a predicted model, not a curated record